Messenger RNA from Medioppia subpectinata, 1395 nucleotides. NCBI's taxonomy places the organism in Eukaryota, Metazoa, Arthropoda, Arachnida, Sarcoptiformes, Oppiidae. The record is from the annotation of a GenBank genome assembly.
AUGGGUCUCAAUAAAGCGAUUGCUGGCUAUUCAGAGGCAGAGCUGAUCCAAACGAUUCAAAACAACUUAAAUCAAUGCCAGACAUUGAUUAUGAAGAGAAGCCAAACGUCCAAAGAUAUGGGUUUCAACUGUUAUUACAUGUUUAACGUUAACUAUACUCAAGGGUUGCAACAAAUCCUGGGAACCGAUGCUUUAAACACACAACUCAAAGGUAUAAGUGAUGGAAACCAAAGACUAAAAGGUGUCAGAGCUUUGGCCGAAAUCACAAACCAUAUGCUCUGCGAUGAAAUCGGGUUCAGAAAUAAUCAUCGAAACGAUUCGGUCGAGUGUUUGCUUUACGAAAAGCUGGGAAUCGGAACCGAAGUAGUGCUGGAAUUCCAAGGAUUGGAUGCAAUGAUGAUUGGAUGGCAAUUAGAGGAGAAUAUUAAGAAUCCAAUCGUCGGCAAAGUUGUCGGAGAUAUCGAGAAUUUGUAUAAACAACUGUUUGCCGGAUCUCAAGAAUGUGUGCAGAGCUUGAGAGGCAACGAAUAUUGUCGUAAUGUUAAGGCCAGUCCAUCGCCCGCUUGCGGUGCGUUCGCCAACAAUGAUUUGCCCGAAGAUCCGCACCAACUGUUGGAUAGAUCUGAGAAUUGGGUUGUCAUCAAAGACGCGGCGAACGCACCGCAAGCGGGCGAUGGACUGGCCUUUAAGAUCACAGGUAGUGGUGAAGUCCAGAUGACUAAUAAUCGUGAACCCGUCCAGACUUUAAUGCACGUCGACUCCACUCAACAAAUGUGGCUUUUCUUUGAUCUCAACGGCAGUACUCCUAAACCGAUAGUUUUAGGCACUUGUGAUAACAAAACGCCUGAAAAUGUUGGCAAUUGUGCACAAGUGAUGGACUCUCGGAAUAGCCAGCAAACGUCGCGUCCCAUUACUACACAAAAUAAUGGUUUGACUGUAAGACUGGCCCCAAACUCGUCGAGUUCUCCCAAAUUGAACAACACUAACAGUAACUCCGAGCCGUUGAAUGCAAUGGGAAAUGAGUGAAAUGUUUGCCACCAACAGCCCAUUAAUAGCGUAUUAAACAUGUGCGGACACGUGUGUAUGUGUUACGAGUGUGCGGUCAAGCAAUGGCGAGGGCCCGGGUCGGGACAGUGCCCGAAAUGUCAGGCCGUCAGUCGAGGUGUGAUUCGCAUAAAUUAGAAAUCGGAGUUUUUUUAUUAAUAUAUUGAAUGUUUUUUAAGUUCUUAUUUUAAAAGUUUCUUAAAUGAAAAUAUGUGAAUGAAUUUUUGUGAUUAUAUUUUCAUUAACCAUUUGAUUGUGAAUAACGAGUAGUAAUAAAUCAAUUGUGAACUGAUUUCACUCACAAACCGCUUAAUAAAAUACUUUGUUUUUAAUUUCAAAUAUAUUUUUCUC